UCCCGCGGCCUAUGUUAAUGAAAGGGGGUGUUUCCAUCUUCGGGAGCUCGGCUGCCUGUGAGCGGAGGUGCACGCCAGCGGCCAGUGGCGGUAGUGUCCAACACAUGUCCAUCCUUGGCUUCAGGACCGCAUCUGGUUGCUUUGUGGAAGGACAUCACCUGCCACCCCAUAGACCUCCCACUUAUACAAGACCUGACCAGCAUUUCAACACAUCUUUUCAGAUUUUGUGAUUGACCAGGUUUAUAGGGCUCCCUUGAGUAUGAACACAUAAUGAAGCGCCGACUGGAUGAGCAAGAAACACCUUAUGCAUCUCAGCAACGUCGGAUUGCAAGCAACGCUGAAACGUUUUCACACCAGCAUCGAGUACUAGCCCCAGCACCCCCUGUCUACGAGGCUGUAUCGGAGAACAUGCAGCCGACAGCUGGCAUUCAGUACUCGGUCACACCAGGAUAUCAGGUUUCAGCAAUGCCUCAGAGCUCUGGCAGUCACAGCCAUACUCCUGCUGUACAUAGUGGCCACCAUCACACUGCGUCAGUUCAGCCCCACGGACAGCAGGUGGUAUCCCAGAGCCAUGCCCAUCCUCCAGGAGCACCAGCCACACCAGCCCAAGGACAACAGCAGUUCCAGAGGUUAAAGGUGGAAGAUGCUUUGUCAUAUCUUGACCAGGUGAAAUUACAAUUUGGAAACCAGCCUCAGGUUUACAAUGACUUUCUAGAUAUCAUGAAGGAGUUCAAGUCUCAGAGCAUUGAUACCCCUGGGGUGAUUAGCCGGGUUUCUCAGCUCUUCAAAGGGCAUCCUGACCUCAUCAUGGGCUUCAACACCUUCCUGCCUCCAGGCUAUAAGAUUGAGGUGCAGACUAAUGACAUGGUGAAUGUGACAACACCUGGGCAAGUCCAUCAGAUCACUCCUCAGCAUGCUGCCCAGCCGCAGUCUCAGCAACAGCACCAGCAGCAACCCCAGCAGCACGCUGCACCUGCACCGGCACAGCCAGCACCACAACCACCACCUGCCAAAAUCACAAAGCCACUGCAGUCACAGACACAUACACCAACCAGCCAACCAAAUGCAUCAAUGGCUCCAUAUGCCUCUCCCCGGUCACCUCCAGUGCAACCUCACACUCCAGUCACGAGUGCUCACACUGCUACGCCACCCAUGCAGAACAAUCAGCCUGUGGAGUUCAAUCACGCCAUCAACUAUGUCAACAAGAUCAAAAACCGUUUCCAGGGACAGCCUGACAUCUAUAAGGCCUUUCUGGAGAUCCUACACACGUACCAGAAGGAACAACGGAAUGCAAAGGAAGCUGGUGGAAACUACACACCAGCAUUGACUGAGCAGGAGGUAUAUGCCCAAGUAGCAAGGCUCUUUAAAAACCAGGAGGACCUUCUGUCAGAAUUUGGCCAGUUCCUGCCCGAUGCCAACAGCUCUGUUCUGCUGAGUAAGACAACAGCAGAGAAAGCUGACUCAGUCAGGAACGAUCAUGGCAGCACAGUGAAGAAGCCUCAGUUGAACAAUAAUAAGCAAAGAAGCAACCAGAAUGGCUGUCAGAUCCGUCGCCACUCAGGCACUGGAGCCACUCCACCUGUGAAAAAGAAACCAAAGAUGUUGGGAUUGAAAGACCAGUCCCUGGCUGAGGUCAAUAAGCAUGGAGCUGGAACAGAAACCUUGUUCUUUGAAAAGGUUCGGAAAGCACUGCGGAGUGCAGAGGCUUAUGAGAACUUCCUACGCUGUCUUGUCAUUUUUAAUCAGGAGGUGAUUUCUCGCGCAGAGCUGGUCCAGUUGGUGUUUCCUUUCCUGGGAAAGUUUCCUGAGCUCUUUGUGUGGUUUAAGAAUUUCCUGGGUUAUAAGGAGUCUUCCCACAUUGAAGCAUUUCCAAAGGAGAGAGCUACAGAGGGUAUUGCAAUGGAAAUUGAUUAUGCUUCUUGUAAACGACUUGGUUCAAGUUAUCGUGCUCUGCCCAAAAGCUUCCAGCAACCCAAGUGCACUGGCAGAACUCCUCUUUGCAAAGAAGUUUUAAAUGAUACGUGGGUGUCCUUCCCCUCCUGGUCUGAAGACUCCACCUUUGUCAGCUCAAAGAAAACACAAUACGAAGAGCACAUCUAUAGGUGUGAAGAUGAGAGGUUUGAGCUUGACGUUGUCUUGGAAACGAACCUAGCAACGAUCCGUGUCCUAGAGACUGUUCAGAAGAAGCUGUCACGAAUGUCAGCAGAUGACCAAGCUAAAUUUCGUUUGGAUAACACCCUUGGAGGCACUUCAGAAGUGAUUCACCGUAAGGCUAUUCAGAGGAUAUAUGCAGACAAGGCUGCAGACAUUCUUGAUGGCCUGAAAAAGAACCCUGGUGUAGCUGUUCCUAUUGUGCUGAAAAGGUUAAAAGCAAAAGAGGAAGAAUGGCGAGAAGCACAAAGAGGUUUCAAUAAGAUUUGGAGAGAGCAGAAUGAGAAGUACUACUUGAAGUCCCUUGAUCAUCAGGGAAUCAACUUCAAACAGAAUGACACCAAAACUCUGCGCUCUAAAAGUUUGCUCAAUGAGAUAGAGAGCAUAUAUGAUGAGCGACAAGAACAGGCAUCUGAAGACCAUGCACAUGUGCCAUCUGGUUCUCACUUAACCUUUGUUUAUGAGGACAAGCAGAUCAUGGAGGAUGCAGCCUCCCUCAUUAUCCAUCAUGUCAAGCGGCAAGCUGGGAUACAGAAGGAAGAUAAGUACAAAAUCAAACAAAUAAUUUAUCAUUUCAUCCCAGACCUUUUGUUCGCUCAGCGAGGUGAGCUGUCAGAUGUAGAGGAUGAGAAAGAAGACGAGGAAGAUGAAGAGAUGGACAUUGAUGAGAGCACAGGGGCAACCAAAAAGCACAAUGGCAUCGGCGGUAGCCCACCCAAGCCAAAACUUAUGUUCAGCAACACGGGAGCACAAAAAUUGCGGGGCAUGGACGAUGUGUACAACCUAUUCUUUGUGAACAAUAACUGGUACAUCUUCAUCCGGCUUCACCAGAUCCUAUGUUCACGACUCCUGAAGAUCUACAACCAAGCGGAGAAGCAGAUUGAGGAGGAAUGCAGAGAAAGGGAACGGGAAAUGCUGACAGGAAAACGAGACAAAAAUGACAGUCCUGCUAUUCAGCUUCGGUUAAAGGAACCAAUGGAUAUUGAUGUGGAAGACUAUUACCCAGCUUUCCUUGAUAUGGUGCGGAACCUUCUAGAUGGCAACAUGGAUUCCUCCCAGUAUGAGGACACCCUUCGGGAAAUGUUUACUAUUCAUGCAUUCAUUGCUUUUACAAUGGACAAACUCAUUCAGAGUAUAGUCAGGCAGCUGCAGCAUAUUGUGAGCGAUGAAAUCUGUAUACAGGUGACCGACCUCUAUCUAACGGAGAGUGGUAACUGUGCCACCGGAGGUCCCUUGGCAACCACAUCCUCCCGAACUGCUAUUGAAAGCAACUACCAGCGCAAGGCUGAACAGCUCUUGUCAGAUGAGAACUGUUUCAAGCUUACGUUCAUACACAGCCGAGAACAAGUGUCUUUGACCAUUGACCUGCUGGACACUGAAGAGGAAAACUCAGAUGAUCCUGUGGAAGCAGAGCGCUGGUCAGAUUUUUUGGAUCGUUACAUGAAUUCAGAUUCUACCUCUCCUGAACUACGGGAACAUCUAGCACAGAAACCUGUGUUCCUGCCAAGGAAUCUACGUCGAAUUCGCAAGUGCCAACGGGGUCGGGAGCAACAAGAAAAAGAAGGGAAGGAAUGCAGCAAUAAGAAAUCUAUAGAGAAUACUGAGAAUUAUGAUAAAGCACAGUGCAAUUUUAAACUCAACUCUUACAAGAUGGUGUAUGUCUUCAAAUCAGAAGACUACAUGUACAGGAGGACUGCACUGCUUAGGGCUCGUCAGUCUCAUGAGCGAGUCAGCACACGGCUACAUCAGCGAUUUCAGGCCUGGGUGGAUAAAUGGAGCAAAGAGCACGUGACUCGUGAAAUGGCUGCCGAAACCAGCAAGUGGCUGAUGGGCGAGGGAUUGGAAGGCAUGGUGCCUUGCACAACCACCUGUGAAAAGGAAACACUGCACUUCAUGAAAAUCAACAAAUACAGGGUGAAAUACAGUGCAUUAUUUAAGGGGCCGUGACCAACCCACACAGCAGGUCCUCCCCUCGCUCAGCGUGCCCAUCUUGUGGCAUCUCGUCCAAUGCCACCCACCAGCUCCUUCAAAAAAAUUAAACACUGCUAUCUUUUUGUAAAUACUCUGUACAUAUUGUCAACAGACUUUUUUUUAAAAAAAAGAGAAACAAUCUGCAUCAAUGUGCUAGCAUCACUUACUAGCUUAUUGUGUAUCAUAGUAUGAGGUGGCUUGAAGUUAGUUGAUAUGGAAAAAUGAGGCACCAUUAUUAAAGUUUUUACCAAAGGGAUUUCAGAGUAAUUGUAGCUUUCUUUACAUGUGAAUUUCUGUUAGUGAAAAAAAUAUUUCUUUAUGCACAGAACACUUGCAUCAUUUAAGUGUCCCUGUGCAGCAUGCCAUCACAUAGUGCAUUUUGGCCUUUUUUGUUUUAAGUUUUAAUUCAAGUUUGCUCGUCUAUAACAACUGGACCAAACUUCAUGGCAGACGUUAUUUGAACUGUCCGAUCACCUUUUCUUUCUUUUUGGAAACAUUGAACUCUGGGUCUCUGAGGGUAACUUACCUAAGACCUUUUUUUAAAAAUACCUGCCUUAGUCUUCCAAACACAAUUUACUUCCUUUUGGAAGUCUGAUAGACUGCUGGUUCCAGUUUUAUACAGUAUUUGACCCCAUGGAAUAGUAGUUUCAGGUAUUAAAAGAUGUUAAUGAGCAAGUGGUUGACUGACUUUCUAAUGUGACAGCUGACCGGUUAGUAUACAGUUUUUUUUUCCAGAUGUUCAUCAGUAAUUAGUAAUUCAGUUGCGGUUGACACAGUCCUUAAGUUUUUGUGCUGCUUUUUUUACAAGUUACAGUAAAAGUGAUUUCAUGGUUUGGGCAUUUUAUUUUGAACAUUUUUUUUGAAGCAUUUUGAGUAUAGCAUUUGAAGCCUCUUAUGAACACAGUUGAUACUAUUGGAAGACGAUGAAACACAUUAGGUGUUUUUUUUAAACAUGUCACAAAGAAGAGCUUAGCUGAAUUUUGAAAGACUUUCUAUGAGCCUUAAAUUUGAUUGGUUAGAACAUUCACUGCUGUCUGUCGUAUGUUGAAAAGUGCUCUGUAAUAUCUGAAACACCUGACUGUUAAUUAUGAUGCCUCUGGAAAUCAGUUUUAUACAUUUGAUAACAAUUUUUCCCUCCCACAGCCCCUCCGACUUCUGCCUUCAUCUUAUUUUAAAGUUAUUUUUACUUGUUGAAACAGGAUUUUUUUUAAAGUUAUGAGUUUUUUUGAUGAGCAGCCAUACAUCUCGUGAAUUUCAUUUUUAUAAGCGACCUUUCCAGAAUAUUCUGGACUUGUUACUGCUCUCUCUCAAUUAGCCAUGCAAUUGAAAAUUCUGUUUUUGACAACAGCAGACUGGUAGUUGGGUGAAAUUGGUCCACAUAAGGAGUUUGGCCAUUUUACGGAUUUCUUUGUAAAUCAGGUAAAUUAUUUUCUCCCCUCCUCUGUCUACUGAUGUGGAUCAGCAGCUUUUGUUCCCCAGGACAAACCAAGUAGUGGUUUGGCAAGUAUUAGAAGAGCCAAUCUAAUCAAGGCAAGAUUUGGCUAACGGCAGCUGAAAAAUCCUGUAACUAGUUUCUGCUCAACCACUCAUCCAGGUGUCGAUGUUAACCUCCAAUUGUCCAUUUAAAAUGUUGCAUCUGUUCAGAUAGCCACUGUGCUCAAUGACAUUGUGAUCAGACAAUGUCAGAGAUUGACUUGUACAGUUUGCCCCAGCAACCUCUCUAUUUUCACUUUGUAAAGUAUAAGAGGCAGGGCUUUUAAGCCAGCUUGUACAAUGCAUAUAUAUUGCUUUUUGUAUUCUGUACUGUGAUCUUUAGCCAUCCACGUGUGAUUUCUAUACAGAAGUUGUACACUUGACUUGUAGUUCAGUAUUUCCCAUUAAAAUAUCGCCAGGGCUGAAUUCUGGCUGUCUUGUGUGAAGUGUAUUAUUUUUUUUCUUGGAUUUAUUAUAGGUAACUUUAAAUAUGUAAUCAAAAUAA
Molecule: messenger RNA, 6100 nt
Organism: Pristis pectinata (smalltooth sawfish)
Lineage: Eukaryota; Metazoa; Chordata; Chondrichthyes; Rhinopristiformes; Pristidae
Gene: sin3aa
Product: SIN3 transcription regulator family member Aa
Exons: 22
Coding region: 271-4098 (1275 amino acids)
Biological process (GO): negative regulation of transcription by RNA polymerase II
Cellular component (GO): chromatin
Molecular function (GO): transcription corepressor activity
Source: RefSeq, a predicted model, not a curated record